Messenger RNA from Labrus mixtus (cuckoo wrasse), 1321 nucleotides. It is a transcript of the gene lipt1, whose product is annotated as lipoyltransferase 1. The coding region runs from base 1 to 1164 and encodes 387 amino acids. The transcript has 3 exons. Gene Ontology annotation, cellular component: cytoplasm; mitochondrion. NCBI's taxonomy places the organism in Eukaryota, Metazoa, Chordata, Actinopteri, Labriformes, Labridae. Gene Ontology annotation, molecular function: lipoyltransferase activity. The record is from RefSeq and is a predicted model, not a curated record. Gene Ontology annotation, biological process: protein lipoylation.
AUGUUGUCUCACAUCAGAAGGACUUUGUCUCUUGUGAGAGGCUGCUCGGGUGUUUGCAGGAUUCAAACCAACACAAAUCCAGCUCGGAGCUCCUCCUCCUUCAGUGACCUCACUACAGCGUCUGACAGUGGCGGGCUGGUCCUUCGCUCUCAGUCUACAGACGUGUACCUGAACCUGGCCCUGGAGGACUGGAUCGACGCUAACCUGGACCUGCAGCAGCGUAGCGUCCUGCUGCUGUGGGGGAACCAGCCUGCCGUGGUCAUCGGACGCCACCAGAACCCGUGGACCGAGUGCAACCUGCCAGCAAUGAGGAAGGCGGGGAUCCCCCUGGCUCGCAGGCGGAGCGGCGGUGGGACGGUUUACCACGACCUCGGGAACCUCAACCUGACGUUCUUCACCUCCAAAAAGGCGUACGACCGUCAGAGGAACCUGAAGGUCGUCACAGACGCUCUGAGGAGGAUCAGACCGGAACUCGACGUCAAGGCCACCGAGAGAUUUGACAUCUUACUCAACGGACACCUGAAGAUCUCAGGAAGUGCGUCCAGACUGAGCAGGAAGUCGUCUUACCAUCACUGCACGCUGCUGCACUCUGCUGACCGCUCCACCCUCUCUGCCUUGCUCCGCCCAUCUUGUCCCGGUAUCCUUAGCAACGCCACGCCCAGCGUCCCCUCACCUGUCGCCAACCUGGUUGACCACGCCCCCACGCUGCAGUGGGAGGAGCUGCUGGACGCACUGGAGCACCAGUACAACACAGAGUUCGACUUCAGCGCUGCAUCAACGCUUGUUAACCCCGCUGACGAGGCUGCGUUUCCUGGUCUCAGCCGGAUGGAGGCGGAGCUUCGAUCCUGGGACUGGACUUUCAGUAAGACGCCUAAAUUCAGCAUCCAGACCGUCCUGGACCUGACGGAUGCUCGAUCUACUCGCAGCUCCGCCCAGCUGAACAUGGAGAUAAAGAGCGGCGUGAUUGAGAGCUGCGAGCUGGACGUUCCCACAGACUGGCUUCCUCAGCGUCUGAUUGGCGAGCUUUGCGGCGUGCUGGUCGGGGAGAGAUUUUGUGGUCAUCGAGCGGCUGCAGCAGUGACCGCUCUGCUGCGAUCUGAGAGCGGCGAGCUGCAGGACAGACUGACAAACCUGUGUGACGCCGUGGUGCGUGCGAUGGGCUGAUCAGAGAACUAACACCGCCCCCUGCAGGCUGCAACCAGAAGUGAAGAUAAAUAUGUAAACUUGAAGAGAAAACAUCGUGGGGUCAAUGAAAUAAAAAACUGUUUGUUACUUUUGAAUGUUAUUCAAAUAAAACCAAACUAUAAAUAACCAAAACUAA